Monopterus albus (swamp eel) is the source of this 3241-nucleotide messenger RNA. RefSeq names its product desumoylating isopeptidase 1a (gene desi1a). The transcript is spliced from 6 exons. The record is from RefSeq and is a predicted model, not a curated record. Gene Ontology annotation, biological process: protein modification by small protein removal. NCBI's taxonomy places the organism in Eukaryota, Metazoa, Chordata, Actinopteri, Synbranchiformes, Synbranchidae. Gene Ontology annotation, molecular function: peptidase activity. Bases 86 to 592 code for a protein of 168 amino acids.
UAGACGUAAUGACAUCAUUCUUAUAGAGCCGACACUCAGCUGUGCUAUUGAAGGUUCUUAGCUUAUUCGUGUGGCGUUUUACAAUAUGGAUAAGAAUGCUACGCGUUACAGUGUACAGCUGUAUAUUUAUGAUUUGUCGAGAGGAAUGGCUCGCAGUCUCAGUCCUAUCAUGUUAGGAAAACAACUGGAUGGUAUAUGGCACACAGCUAUCGUGGCAUACGGCGAUGAGUUCUUCUUCGGAGGGGAGGGCAUCUCCAGCUGUCCACCGGGGGGGACAAUGCUGGGUCCUCCAGAUACAGUCGUGGAGCUGGGCGAGACCGAAGUGUCAGAGGAGAUCUUCAUGGAUUACCUCUCUUCCCUGGGAGAAAGCACAUACAGAGGUGACAGGUAUCGUCUAUUUGAGCACAACUGCAACACCUUCACCAACGAAGUGGCUCAGUUCCUGACGGGCAGGCCCAUCCCCUCCUACAUCACCGACCUUCCGUCUGAAGUCCUCUCCACACCGUUCGGCCAGAUUCUGCGGCCAAUUCUGGACUCGAUCCACAUCGCCCCUCCAGGAGGUAACGUCAUCAACGGGGGAAGAAACAUCUAGGCUGAGAAAGCAGCAGAGUCCGAGCGGAUUCAGAGCCUCUUCCAUUGUACUCAGUCAUUGAGAAGUCUGUCUUUUUUUUCUUAAUUUCUUUUGUAAAUAAUUUACACACUGAAAUGAAGAUAAUUUCAGGUAAUUCACAGCUACAACUGAAAGCAGAAUUUAAAUAUAAUUUCUUCCUUAAAAUCUAAUUGGUCGUUGAAUGCUACUUAGAGGGAAUCACUUCCCGCUGUAUGAAGUUCGAGGGCGUUGGUCACUAUACAUCACACGCAGGGAAGUGACGUAGUGUAGUGAAGUACCUGGACAGCAGUGAAGUCCGAUGGGAUUCUAGAUUAAUACCAGCAAAGCCAGAUAUCACAACAGUUUCUCAAGAUGACUUUGGUGAUUGUUGCCUCCUUAGAAACACAUUUGUGCAAAGUCAUAUGUCCAGUUAUUUAACUUAUUUUUUUAAUAACAGUAUAUUUAAUCCAGUAUUGUAAAGAGCAAACCAGAGUCACUGCAGCUUUAACAUCGUUUACAUUUUGAAGAACUCGGUAUAAAAUAUUGCAUAUAUUGAUAGCUGUAAUUAAACCACCUAGAACAUUAAAAUACCUCUUGCACAUUAGUGCAUCAAGCUGAUUUACUACAUUCGCUUCUCUACUUAGAUACAAAACAUUCAUUUACUUGUAUGCAGGUCAGAACUCCUAGGAUGUUUUGUUUUUCGCUAUUGCAACAUUUAUUUUAAAACGUUUUUUCACCACUGACAGGUUUAACCCACAAUGUCUCCUAGAAAUGAUGUAUACUGUAUCUAAUUUUCCCCAUUAUGUUGUUUUGACAAACGUAACCUUAGCCAAGCGCUGCGAGGGCCAAAAGAUGACCAUCAAACCGUUUAAUAAUGCUGUAGUGGCUACAAGUUGAAACUGUACUGCAAGAUCUGAUAUAUACAGGCAGAAAAUAAACUGCUGUCAGCAAACAUUUUACUGAUAUGUUCAGUAUUUGGUAUUUGUCAAAUAUGCAAAUGAACAACACAUCCUCGUUUAAAAAAACAGCAGCAUAAAUUUCCUUCAGAAUGUGUGCUUUGUUGCAAAUCACCUCAUUCCUAGGAGACAAGGUUGCAGUGCAUUAUGUGAUGUGGCUGUCUAAUUUUGUUUGAUAGCCUGUGUUUAAUUUCCCAUCAGCAAUCUGUUUUGACUGGUAACAUUUGUCUCUAUGAUUUCUGUUGUAUUCAGCUCCUGUGUGGUCGCCUGUCUUACCAGUCGUUGUAGAGUUUGUGAUAUGACAAAGCAGCUUGGGAUGACAUGAAACUCUAUAUCUCCAUAGCAGGACUGGGAUCAGUUCACUGUAGUUAUGUCUGUGUUUAACCCUGGAUGACAUUUGUUAACGGCAGAGCAAAUAGAAAACACAAACAAUUCCACAGUGCUGUAAAAUAUUUUUCCAGACAAUCGUGGUCUUUUAUUAAAGGUUUUUGACAAUGGAACCAGUUUUCCAGGUCAGAACUAACCAAGAAUCUGAGGGUACUGGUAUUAAAUCUACUGAUAUAGGAUAUAGCUGAAAGUGAACUGUGCCUCAGCCCUGUUAUAUAAUGGAAGCUGUGCCUCUUGUAAUGUGUUCCCAGCCCCCCCAGGGAGAUGCUGGUCAUAGAUACACUUAUGUUUUUUAAAUGCAUGUGUCCCAGUUUCUGUGAGCAUAAUUCUAACCAACUGCACAUCCACUGAUAUUUUUAACGUAGAGGUGACCAUAUGCAGGACAACAUCCUGCACUGUGUCACACGGCCACCAGAGUGUGUUUCAUAUACAGUAUGAUACACCCGUGUGCCUUCGUUCCCCUCCGCUCAGCCACAGCCACACUGUUAUGGGUUGGCAUGGUUAUCAUAGAGCACAGAUGGUAGUUUCCUGACUAGUCUGCAUUAAAAAGCUGAUAGCUGACUGAGUGAACUUAAAAAAAAUAUGGAAGUUACAGUAGGUAACCUGAGACUCACUAAUCUCCACCAUACAAUGCACAUUUAACUGUAUGAAACAUACGCAGUUGUAAAUAUUCCAGAGUAAACACCACCUGGAUCAGGACUGUAACUCACAGCCUAUAGUCUCAGUGCAUUGCUCUGCCAUCAGCAAGAACACACAGCUAGCUGUCUGAUUUCAAGUUAACACAUACAGCAGAUCCCCUGUAUUAGGGUUCAUCCGACUAGCAUCACGUUACACACAUUAACCAUGCUGAAGUUCACGAGCCUUUCCCUGCUUAAACAGAGUGAAGGGUGCAAGAAUCACAGAGAUGCAAGUCUCUCAAAGUGAUUUAACCAGCAUUAUAUUUCACCUGCAAUAAAUAAGCCACCACCAACCUGCCGUUUGUAAGUAUUUGGCUACUUUUGGAGAUUAACAUUUUACAGGUAAUUCCCCUUUAAGUGGCCACAAAGCUCAGGUGAAUCAGGGUUCACCUGUUAUUUUGCCUUCUGCUAACCAACUAACUGACAUGUUAACCAGAAUGAUGAAAUGUAUUUACUGUACAGGUCACCCUGCAAUGUAUGUUGUUGCUGCCUGCUACCUGCAAUCUGAAAUUGCAACAGAUACUAAUGGAUUAUUCCUUAUCUAACCAUGGUAGACAUGUUUAUGCAUAUUGUUUGUGUAAUUGUUUUUGUAAUUCUACCUAUACAUAAAGCCACCCAAUGCACAUGUGAGA